Cucumis melo (muskmelon) is the source of this 2247-nucleotide messenger RNA. Lineage: Eukaryota; Viridiplantae; Streptophyta; Magnoliopsida; Cucurbitales; Cucurbitaceae. The record is from the annotation of a RefSeq genome assembly.
AUGGAAUAUACAUAUCAAUAUUCAUGGAUCAUACCGUUCAUCUCACUUCCAAUUCCUAUCUUAAUAGGAGUGGGCCUUCUACUUUUUCCGACGGCAACCAAAAACCUUCGACGUAUGUGGUCUUUUCCGAGUAUUUUAUUGUUAAGUAUAGUUAUGAUUUUUGCAGUUUAUCUGUCUAUUGAUCAAAUAAAUACUAGUUAUAUCUAUCAAUAUGUAUGGUCUUGGACUAUCAAUAAUGAUUUUUCUUUAGAGUUGGGCUACUUGAUCGAUCCACUUACUUGUAUUAUGGCAAUAUUAAUCACGACUGUUGGAAUUAUGGUUCUUAUUUAUAGUGACAAUUAUAUGUCUCAUGAUCAAGGAUAUUUGAGAUUUUUUGCGUAUAUGAGUUUGUUCAAUACGUCAAUGUUGGGAUUAGUUACUAGUUCGAAUUUGAUCCAAAUUUAUAUUUUUUGGGAAUUGGUUGGAAUGUGUUCUUAUCUAUUAAUAGGUUUUUGGUUCACUCGACCUACUGCGGCGAAUGCUUGUCAAAAGGCAUUUGUAACUAAUCGCGUAGGGGAUUUUGGUUUAUUAUUAGGAAUUUUAGGUCUUUAUUGGACAACGGGGAGUUUUGAAUUUCGGGAUUUAUUUAAAAUAUUCAAUAACUUGAUUGAUAAUAAUGAGGUUAAUUUAUUAUUUGUUACUUUGUGCGCCGUCCUAUUAUUUGCAGGUGCAGUUGCUAAAUCUGCUCAAUUUCCUCUUCAUGUAUGGUUACCUGAUGCUAUGGAGGGUCCUACCCCCAUUUCGGCUCUUAUACAUGCUGCUACCAUGGUAGCAGCGGGAAUUUUUCUUGUUGCUCGGCUUCUUCCGCUUUUUAUAGUAAUACCUUACAUCAUGAAUCUAAUAGCUUUGAUAGGUAUAAUAACAGUACUAUUUGGAGCUACUUUAGCUCUUGCUCAAAAAGAUAUUAAGAGAAGUUUAGCCUAUUCUACAAUGUCUCAAUUGGGCUAUAUGAUGUUAGCUUUGGGUAUGGGGUCUUAUCAGGCUGCUUUAUUUCAUUUGAUUACUCAUGCUUAUUCAAAAGCGUUGUUGUUUUUAGGAUCGGGGUCCAUUAUUCACUCAAUGGAAUCGGUUGUUGGAUAUUCUCCAGAUAAAAGUCAGAAUAUGGUUCUUAUGGGUGGUUUAACAAAGCAUGUGCCAAUUACAAAAAAUGCUUUUUUAUUAGGUACCCUUUCUCUUUGUGGUAUUCCACCCCUUGCCUGCUUUUGGUCCAAAGAUGAAAUUCUUAAUGAUAGUUGGUUGUAUUCACCGAUUUUCGCAAUAAUCGCCUGUUCCACAGCAGGAUUAACAGCAUUUUAUAUGUUUCGCAUCUACUUACUUACUUUUGAUGGACAUUUAAACCUUUAUUGUAAAAACUAUAAUGGAAAAACAAAUAACUCCCUUUAUUCAAUAUCAUUAUGGGGUAAAGAAGGAUCAAAAAUCAUUAAAAAAAACUUUCCUUUCUUCUCAUUAUUAACAAUGAAUAAUAAUGAAAGGUCUUCUUUUUGGAUAAAAAAAAAAACAUCUCAAUUUAAUAGUAAUGUAACAAAAAUUAUGCGCCCGUUUGUUAGUAGUCCCCAUUUUAGUACUAAAAAUACUUUUUAUUAUCCCUAUGAAUCAGAUAAUACUAUGCUAUUUCCGAUGUUUGUGUUAUCCCUAUUUACUUUGUUUGUUGGAAUCAUAGGAAGCCCGUUCACUCAAUUCAAUCAAGAAGCAAUUGAUUUGAAUAUAUUAGACAAAUGGUUAACUCCGUCUAUAAACUUGUUACAUGAAAGUUCAAAAGAUUCUGAAAAUUGGUAUGAAUUUCUUAAAAAUGCAACUUUUUCUGUGACUAUAGCUUAUUUCGGAAUAUUUAUAGCGUCUUUCUUCUAUAAGCCCACUUAUUCAUCUUUACAAAAUUUGAAUUUUCGUAAUUCAGUUGUUAAAAAUUUUACUAAGAAUUUUUUUUUUGAAAAAAUUAUAAAUAUAAUAUAUAAUUGGUCAUAUAAUCGUGGUUACAUAGAUGCUUUUUAUCGAAUAUCCUUAAUUGGGGGUAUAAGAAUAUUAGCUGAAUUAACUUAUUUUUUUGAUCGACGGAUAAUUGAUGGAAUUAUCAAUGCGGUGGGUAUUCUUAAUUUUUUUGUAGCAGAAAGUAUUAAAUAUGUAGGAGGUGGUCGAAUCUCGUCUUAUAUCUUGUUGUAUUUAGCUUAUUUAGUUAGUUUUAUAUUAUUAAUUUACUUUGUUUUUUUCUAA